GUUCACCGCUUGACCCGGGGAGAAGCAGCGUCGCCAUUUUGGUUCUGAAGGGGGGCCUGCUGUCACCACGUGAAGGCGAGAAGCCCCAGACAGCGAAGUUCGGGGGGGCUAUUACGAUACGGCAGACAAUCCGGCCAGAGGAUCGCGGAUUCCGAUUCAUGAUCAGAGUAAAGUCACGGUGAUCAGUACCCAAGAAAAAUCAGAAGCAUGCCCUCGAUAACUCUGCCGCCGAAGGAGAACGCUCUCUUUAAGAGAAUAUUGAGAUGCUAUGAACACAAGCAGUACAGAAAUGGGCUCAAGUUUUGCAAACAGAUCCUGUCCAACCCGAAGUUUGCCGAACACGGAGAGACCCUUGCAAUGAAAGGACUGACUCUGAACUGCUUGGGCCGAAAGGAGGAGGCAUAUGACCUAGUGCGACGUGGCUUACGAAAUGAUCUGAAGAGUCAUGUCUGUUGGCACGUGUAUGGUUUGCUUCAGCGCUCAGAUAAGAAGUAUGACGAGGCCAUCAAGUGCUACAGGAAUGCUCUUAAAUGGGACAAAGACAAUCUGCAAAUCCUCAGAGAUCUCUCACUGCUGCAGAUCCAAAUGAGAGACCUCGAAGGUUACAGGGAGACCAGGUACCAGUUACUGCAGUUGCGGCCAGCUCAAAGAGCCUCCUGGAUCGGUUAUGCCAUUGCAUACCACCUUCUGGAAGAUUAUGAGAUGGCUGCUAAGAUCGUGGAGGAGUUCCGCAAAACACAACAGACAUCUCCAGAUAAAGUGGAUUACGAGUACAGUGAGCUGUUGCUUUAUCAGAAUCAGCUGUUGAGGGAGGCCGGGCUUAGCAAAGAAGCCCUCGAUCACCUGACCAGCUAUGAAAAACAGAUCUGUGACAAACUGGCUGUAGAGGAGACACGAGGAGAGCUGCUUCUCAAGUUAGAUCGGGCUGGUGAAGCUACGGAGGUCUACCACCGACUGCUGGAGAGAAACCCUGAGAACUGGAGCUAUUAUCAAGGGCUAGAGAAAGCACUCAAACCAAAGAGUGUUGAGGGGAAGCAGAAAAUCUAUGAAGAUGCCUGGGUUAAGUAUCCUAAAGGCCUGGUGCCAAGAAGACUUCCUCUCAGCUUCCUCACAGGUGAGAAGUUUAGAGAGUGUUUGGAUCGCUACCUGCGGAUGAACUUCAGCAAAGGAUGCCCGCCUGUCUUUACCACACUGAAAUCACUCUACCACCUUAAAGACAAGGUAGCAAUAAUUGAUGAAUUAGUUGUGGGCUAUGAAAAAAGUUUGAGAGCUUGUAAAAUGUUCAACCAAAAUGAUGAUGGAAAGACAGAGCCACCCACUACUUUACUGUGGGUUCAGUAUUUCCUUGCCCAGCAUUUCAACCAUAUCGGCAAACAGACUCUUGCCCUCGAAUACAUCAACACAGCCAUUGAAAGCACCCCCACCCUCAUAGAGCUCUUCCUCAUCAAGGCGAAGAUAUACAAGCAUGCGGGUAACAUCCGUGAAGCUGCUCGCUGGAUGGACGAGGCCCAGGCUCUGGACACCGCUGACCGCUUCAUCAACUCCAAGUGUGCCAAGUAUUUGCUCAAGGCUGGACUUAUCAAAGAGGCUGAAGAAAUGUGUUCCAAGUUCACACGGGAAGGAACCUCUGCAGUAGAGAAUCUGAAUGAGAUGCAGUGCAUGUGGUUCCAGACGGAAUGUGCUCUGUCCUACAAGUCCUUGAACAAAUAUGGAGAGGCGCUGAAGAAGUGCCAUGAAAUUGAGAGGCAUUUUGUGGAGAUAACGGAUGACCAGUUUGACUUCCACACAUACUGUAUGCGGAAGAUGACCUUGCGUUCUUAUGUGGAUUUGCUGAAACUAGAGGACGUGUUGCGCAUGCAGCCUUUCUACUUCAAGACGGCACGUACAGCCAUCGACAUGUACCUCAGCCUUCAUGAUAACCCGCUCUCCGAUGACAACAAGGAGUCACAGGCCGACAAUGGUAUUGUCAUGUAUAGAGAUACACCAAUCGGCCGGCCAGGAAUCGGAAUCAGCCGAUUUUCCGCACAAUCGGCCCGGACCGGUGACUGGCCGGUCAGUCUCACAUCUUGUCGAUUCCGAGCCGGUCUGUUUUGAUGUUACAACUACGCUCACAUCCACAUGUAAACGUGUCGCCACCGUAGAAGUUCUUCACUGUGAGUGAAGAAGACACAAUGUUCGCAAUUUGUAAUAUGUGUAGGGCCAAAGUAAACCGUGGGGGAAACGCAGGGCUCGAUUAACUCUUGUCUGGGACAAGUAGAUUUUUUUCAAGGGGCAAGUGAGAGAGAAUUUUACUUGCCCAACCAGAUAAACAGUCAGAUUAAAAUAUCAAUAACAAAAAUAACUAGGUAAGCACUGAAACUUGGCCACCAAAAAAUUUCACCCGAGAAUUUUUUUGCAUUCAGUGUAAGCAUGCAAACAGCGACUGAUAAGGUUUGCGCAGCCUGUCUCUCUUGAGUGAGAGAGACAGACUUGUGCAUAAAUAAAAGCAAAUCAGCACAACGGCA
Messenger RNA from Sinocyclocheilus grahami, 2504 nucleotides. RefSeq names its product N-alpha-acetyltransferase 15, NatA auxiliary subunit-like. Gene Ontology annotation, biological process: N-terminal peptidyl-methionine acetylation. Gene Ontology annotation, molecular function: protein binding. Gene Ontology annotation, cellular component: NatA complex; cytoplasm. The coding region runs from base 208 to 2094 and encodes 628 amino acids. The record is from RefSeq and is a predicted model, not a curated record. Lineage: Eukaryota; Metazoa; Chordata; Actinopteri; Cypriniformes; Cyprinidae. The transcript is spliced from 14 exons.